AUGCUUCUCCCUAAGGGCGGCGUCAGCUGGAAAGCUGCACGGGCAAACCUACCACCUACUAGGGCGAUAUGGGUCUUCUUGAUGAGGACUCGGGUUCUUCUAUUUCUCGUCGUUGCAGGCAUCACAUUAUUACUAUGGCGUGGCAUCAGAUCCUCUGCGUCAGAGAUGCAAAAUUUCUACUGCUGGGGGCCCUCAAAAUCCCCCAUGGACAUGACACUAAACGAGCAAGUGGCCUGGAACGCCCAUCACAACACGCCCGCCCUCUGGAACCACCACGCCCCCGUUGAAGUCAAGUCCCCGUCCAUCACGCACGCCGACCUGAACCCGAUCAAGUCGACGCCCAAGGGCGUCACCAACCGCGAACGGGUUCUCAUUCUCACCCCCCUCAAGGAUGCCUCCCGCUUUCUCUCCAAAUACUUUGAGCUGCUUGUCCAGCUCACCUACCCCCACGACCUGAUUGACCUCGCCUUUCUAGUCGGCGACACCUCCGACGACACCCUCGCGGUACUUGGUGCCGAGCUCGAGCGGAUCCAAAAGCGCCCAGACAACACGGCUUUCAGAAGCGUUUUAGUGGUCGAGAAGGACUUUGGGUUCACGCUCAGCCAGGACGUCAAGGACCGGCACUCGUUUGAGGCCCAAGGGCCGCGCCGGAAAGCAAUGGGCAAGGCGCGGAACUACCUCUUGGCGACGGCACUUAAGUCCGACCAUUCCUGGGUAUACUGGAGAGAUGUGGACAUCCAGGACAGCGCCCCUCAAAUCCUCGAGGAGUUCAUGGAGCACAAUCGGGACAUUCUCGUGCCAAAUGUCUGGUUCCAUCGGUACGAAAAAGGACGCGAUAUUGAAGGAAGAUUCGACUAUAACUCGUGGGUCGAGUCUGAGCAAGGCCUAAAACUAGCCGCGAGUCUUGGGAAAGACGUGGUCCUUGCCGAGGGCUACAAGCAAUACGACACUGGCCGGCUCUACAUGGCCAAAAUGGGCAACUGGCACGACGACAAGCACAAAGAGAUUGAGCUUGAUGGUAUUGGUGGCGUUAACAUUCUUGUCAAGGCAGACGUCCACAGAUCAGGUAUCAACUUCCCGUGUUAUGCCUUUGAGAACCAGGCCGAGACAGAGGGCUUCGCAAAAAUGGCCAAGAGGGCAGGCUAUGAAGUCUACGGCUUGCCCAACUACGUCGUGUGGCACAUCGACACGGAAGAGAAGGGCGGUAACGCAUAG
Lasiosphaeria miniovina is the source of this 1215-nucleotide messenger RNA. RefSeq names its product Anp1-domain-containing protein. The record is from RefSeq and is a predicted model, not a curated record. Gene Ontology annotation, cellular component: mannan polymerase complex. The coding region runs from base 1 to 1215 and encodes 404 amino acids. Gene Ontology annotation, biological process: cell wall mannoprotein biosynthetic process; protein N-linked glycosylation. Lineage: Eukaryota; Fungi; Ascomycota; Sordariomycetes; Sordariales; Lasiosphaeriaceae. Gene Ontology annotation, molecular function: alpha-1,6-mannosyltransferase activity. The transcript is spliced from 6 exons.